Messenger RNA from Anopheles aquasalis, 1876 nucleotides. Its product is annotated as putative fatty acyl-CoA reductase CG5065. Gene Ontology annotation, biological process: long-chain fatty-acyl-CoA metabolic process. Gene Ontology annotation, molecular function: alcohol-forming very long-chain fatty acyl-CoA reductase (NADP+) activity. The record is from RefSeq and is a predicted model, not a curated record. Lineage: Eukaryota; Metazoa; Arthropoda; Insecta; Diptera; Culicidae. Gene Ontology annotation, cellular component: peroxisome.
GGUGGAAGUAACUGGUGGAACUUGGACGUGAGGCAUUGCUUAGGCCACGACGCCGGAGGACCUUGAUGCUCGGCACCCGUGCCCAAAAGUAGCCCGUAGCGGUUCGGGCGGACCACAGGACACUACUCGGAGGGCAUAAAGCUUGGUGUUUCGAAACGUUGACGCGUUAGUGUGGUGUUCGCAGUGGAUCAGUAUCGAUCGCAGACGAACUGCCGAAGAGUGAGCGAGUGCAUGCGUGUUUACAGUGCAGAUCGAAUUCCUUCGAAUAAGAGCUUAGGAUCGUGCAAGUGAAACACCGCAUAUUGUGCCAAUCUAGACGAAAGUCCCGAAAUUAUGGCGCCACCACCGUCAGGAAGCUACGAGUCGGUGACAGAGUUUUACUCGAAUACCGAUGUGUUUCUUACCGGCGGAACGGGAUUCCUGGGUAAGGUGUUGAUCGAAAAGCUGUUGCGCUCCUGUCCAGAUAUCGGGCGUAUAUUUGUACUGAUGCGAAGUAAGCGUGGCAAAUCGAUUGAGCAACGUGUGGCCGAGCUUGCCAACUGUCCUCUGUUCGAUCGACUGAAGGAGGAAAACCGGGAAGCACUCGCCAAGGUGGUGCCCGUGUACGGCGAUAUUACGCAGCUUCGCCUCGGCAUGCACGAGGAGGAGAUGCAGCGGCUCAGCAAGGUGACGGUGGCAUUCCAUCUAGCGGCUAGCGUGCGCUUCGAUGAUCCAUUAAAGGAUGCGAUUAAAACAAACAUCUGCUCGACGCAGGAGAUGUUUGAGGUGCUCCAGAGGGCCGCUCCCAAAGUACGUGCCGUGGUGCACGUGUCGACGGCCUACAGCAACCCCGAGAUUCGAUCAGUGGAGGAAAAGCUCUACCCGCCAAAGUAUGACUGGAGGAAGCUGGUGCAAGCGGCGGAUCGUUGCGACGCGCCCACCUUAGAUGCCGUAAUGCCAAAAUUGUCGCAAAACUCGCCAAAUAGCUACACCUUUACGAAGGGACUGGCGGAGCAUGUGUGCCGCGAUUACAGUAACCAGUUGCCGUUGGCCAUCGUGCGCCCAUCGGUAGUGAUGUUCCCGAUUCAGGAACCAAUGGUUGGCUGGGUGGAUAAUUUUAACGGGCCGACAGGAUUGCUGGUGAGCGCAGGCAUGGGCAUCACAAGAACCGCGUACAUUCAACAGACGAACCGCAUCAACAUCAUCCCGGUCGAUGUCGUCGUCAAAAAUCUCAUACUGGCCGCCUGGAAAAGGGGCACGAUCGAACGUGACGCCGGCCCGGGCCAUCUUCCUAUCUAUAACAGUGCCGUCACCUAUCAGCAGUCCGUCGAAUACAAAGAAAUGUUGGAUCGUGGCAAGGAAUACUUGUUCGAGGUGCCUUUCAGUCGCAUGCUUUGGGUUCCCGGUGGAUCACCGACGGACUGGAAAGCAUGGUACUAUGUGAAGCUCUUGUUCACAAUGAUUCUGCCCGCAUUGUGUUUGGACAUUUUACUACGAGUACUAGGCCACAAACCAUUCUUAAUGAAUCUACAAACUAGAAUAUAUGUGGGCCAACUCUCGAUACAGUACUUUGCGUGGCACGAAUGGCACUUUGAGACUAAGCAGAUGAAUAGUUUGCCCCAUUUCUUAAACGAACAGGACCGAUCGGCUUUCGGAUGGUACUUGCCCAAUGAAACUCUGACGGGGGAUUAUCUGAAGAACGCAUACAUUACCAUCAGGCGUCAUCUGGUGAAGGAUCCCGACGAGACGAUCGCUUAUGCCAAGCGGAAGUUAGCACGCAUGAUGCUUUUCGAGCGUAUCAUACAGCUAACUGCCUUCGGAUUGGUGUUGGUCGGAGUCUGCCGGUCAUUUUUUGGCGGUAGGUUUAACGAGUUGUAAUAAAAACGUUCCAUAAUGU